Gongylonema pulchrum is the source of this 138-nucleotide messenger RNA. The record is from the annotation of a GenBank genome assembly. Lineage: Eukaryota; Metazoa; Nematoda; Chromadorea; Rhabditida; Gongylonematidae.
AUGCAGCUCUUGAGAAAGCAGCAACGGUGGGAUGAUGUAGAGCGAGAAAUCUGCAUCCUUCGUGCUCUGCAACACCGCAAUAUUGUUGCUUACCAUGCAGCUGUUAAAACGGCUGAUCAGAGAAUACUAAUUAUGCAG